Molecule: messenger RNA, 1326 nt
Organism: Trypanosoma conorhini
Lineage: Eukaryota; Euglenozoa; Kinetoplastea; Trypanosomatida; Trypanosomatidae
Exons: 1
Coding region: 1-1326 (441 amino acids)
Molecular function (GO): protein binding
Source: RefSeq, a predicted model, not a curated record
AUGAGCCGCAGUCCCACUGGCCUCAGUGAGCGGGGCGAGACCUCAAAGGAGACGCGUUUGUCGUGGGCGGAGAAGGCACGUGAGAAACUGGCAGCCGAGCGUCGCCGCGACGACGGAGGGGUGAAGGAUAAGCGCUGCAUCUUCCAUCUUAUUGGUGUGGGGGAGCACGUGGAUGUAGAGGCUGAGCAGCAACGGCAGCGGCACAGUGGCCUUCUCGUGCCGCUCCAAGCUCUUCCCCUUGACGCAUGGGACAUAAUCUCCUCGUUCCUGAACUUUCGUGAGGUUCAAUUGCUGAGCAGCACCUGCCGUCUCUUCUGGGUGGAGUUGCACAGACGGGGGAAUAUUUGGCGUGGCCAACUCGAGCAAUUUCGACAGGACAUGAUGAACUUACGUGGCGACGGACAACUCCUGUCUACGGAGUUUCUGACGCCCGUCCCAUGCACCGUGUAUGAGCGCAUGAAGCUCGAACACAAACUGUACGUCAUGGACGCACGGAGAGAAUGGCACUUUCGAGAACAAGAAAAGGCUGACAGAUCGAAUGGCAUUUUUUCCUCUCCGCUUAUUUUUACCGCGGGCGACAAAGACGCUGGCGAUCAGGAUCACUUUUUCUUAAGCGAUGAGGAGGCGCUGCCUCUGUCACAAAUCCGUGUUCUGCGUCCGGCGCCACGGAGUGCGUCUGAGCCCGCGUACAACAGUAGUACUGCCGAUGUUAGCCAGGGUAACCGCAACAUGAGCCAUCCUGCGGCGUCAAUCUACACUCCAAGUGAGUACUUGACCAUUUGCGACAACAUUAACCACGGCGAUUUCACCUGGUCUCGAAAUGUUGUGCAAGACCGUACGGCUGAUGAGGAUGAGCUGAUACUUUUUGCCCUACAACAGACGCUGCGCCGUGCCAAACGUCCUCCGACUCGCCGCUCUUUGGGAGAUGGGUCCAGCAGCUCUUAUCACCACAUGUUACGCCGCUUCAGUGGGACAUUGCUUGCCAUCUGUCGCUACGAGGCGGAGCAAAUAUUCAACACCUCUCUGCGUAUGCACGGAAUCAUUGAUGACUUUGUCAUCUUCGACGACUCUUCCUGGACCGGGCCACGAGACUCCGCUAGGCCGGUGCCACUGUUACAAACACGCUAUUUCAUUGCCCCCGAGCUAUGUCGCGACGGGCGUAUUGGGCUCAUCGUGGUUGACCCGGUGCGUGUGCUGGUGGUGGUGGGGAAGGAGUGCGUCACGCGCGAUGAUCCUCAGUGGGAUGAAGCGUACACGACGGCUGUAGAAGUGGGUCGCGCGCCACAAGGAAGUGGAAGGAAUCCUCAGCCGUCACGACGAGUAUAG